Molecule: messenger RNA, 2229 nt
Organism: Camellia sinensis
Lineage: Eukaryota; Viridiplantae; Streptophyta; Magnoliopsida; Ericales; Theaceae
Product: cysteine-rich receptor-like protein kinase 41
Biological process (GO): protein phosphorylation
Molecular function (GO): ATP binding; protein kinase activity
Source: RefSeq, a predicted model, not a curated record
GUACAACUUUUUGGAUAUUUUUUUCCUUUUAGCCUCUUCCCAAAACAUCGCCUCUGUUUCUAUCCAUCUAAACUUUUCCAUUUAACCAGUAUUCAUUGUUGUCUUAAACCAUGUUCAAGUUUCAAAACUGCUGCAAACCCAGAAAAUCUAAGCCAGAUAUAAAGAAGAUUGCGGCAGAAAAAGGACUGAAGGAAUUUAGUUUGAAGACCCUUUCUUCUGCAACAGAAGAUUUUCAUGACAAAAACAAGCUUGGCGAAGGCGGUUUUGGUUGUGUGUUCAAGGGAAAGUUGACUGAUGGGACAGAGAUCGCAGUGAAGAAACCAUUGCAGAACUCGGAGGAACUUGUCGCGAAGGAGAUGGAACUGCUGCUGGAGUCUUCACACCACCGAAAUAUUGUUAAGCUUCUGGGAUUUUGUUCAGAGGGUAAAGAGAAGCUGCUUGUAUUUGAGUUUGCAAGUAAUGGCAGCCUCCUUGACCUUGCUUUUAAGACUGGCAGAGCAGACGCGCUUAACUGGGAGCGAACAUAUGACAUAAUCGUAGGUGUUGCCCAGGGCUUGUUUUACCUUCAUGAACAAUCGAAUAGUGUAAUUAUCCACCUUGACAUCAAACAUGAAAACAUCCUACUAGAUAAAAAUUGGGUUCCCAAAAUUGCUGAUUUUGGCGCAGCCAGCCUCAUCCCUCAAGGUCAAACUCAAAUUCGUGUUGAGAUCAGUCAAGUUAUCGCUACCCGUGGGUAUUCAGCUUACGAGUACUUGGAAUAUGGACUCGUCUCUCCGAAGGCGGACAUAUACAGCUUCGGGGUAGUGGUUUUGGAGCUGAUAAGCGGUAAGAAGUAUUGGAACUCCAAUCCUCAGUCUUCCAAUGAUCAAGGUCUACGGGAUGAGGCAAUUAAACUCUACGAGGAAGAAAAUGUGUUACAGUUUGUAGACCAGAAAUUGAUAUCAUCGGUUGUCCUUGAUCAAGUACAAUUGUGUGUAAAGAUUGGGGUGAUGUGCACACGACAUCUUCCAACAGAACGACCCACCAUGGGCGGCGUGCACUUAAUGCUGUUAAACAACCUUAGCAGCAGCAGCAGCACCCUAGUUGAAGAACCAAUGAGUGAUGGAGCAUCAUCAUCCACAGCUAGAAAUUCUGACAUUCACUUGGAGAACAAGGGCCAACACAAACACAGACGACGAAGCCGUAGUCGACGAAUCCAACCAGAGGACUUGCAAUCCAACCCAAGCUCCUCAUGUAGUAGUGGCAACGGUAUUCAGAUUGAGUCUGAAGAACGUCCUGUACUAGCUGCCGUACAAGAAGUAGCAGCAGCAGCAGAAGAUGAAGAAGGCAUACCCAUUCCAAUGAUUACCAAGGAGGAUCCAAUUGAGACUGGGAAGCUGUCCCUAAAAGACACAGCCAGACAAUCAAGGGAGAAGACUCCUCUCCCACCUGCUCAUAUGACCAAGCAAACAAAGGAAGCAGCGAAGAAGGUGGCCAAACAGAAACAGAUGGUGGAGGAGGAGCCUGAUAAAAAACACCCCACCACCUUAAAUGAUACUGAAAAGCGGCCAUUAAAUUCGACUCCAGAAGACAAGGUGAUUAUGCCAGAAAUUAAGGUGGACAAAGAAAGGCUGGCUGCUGAUGAUGCUAAGGAGGACUUCUGGCAGGCUAUUACCAAGCUGAAAUGCUUGGAAACCAGUUUCAAGAAGAGCUUGAAUGAUGAAGGAAACAAAUCCUCCCAGUGUAAGGAAGGCUUCUUUGAGGAAGGUGAGGAGGGGAAAUACAAGGAUCAACUGACCAACCCACAAGAUGCCAUCCUCACGAACAAUUGGGAAGGUAUUUCGAGGAAGGUUGGUGUGGCAGAGGACUCUCUUCUCUUCUCCGAAGUCCCACACCCUGGCCUUGUUGAGCAGCAGGCCCCCACCGCUGAAGAAGCUGUUGACGACGGUGACCAUGGUGGAGAAAGUGUUGCAGACUCCAAUGGAUAGCAAGAGGCUGUUAAGAGGAAAACUUUACUAAUAAUGGUGCAUGUUCUGUGACUAAGACACAUUUUUUCUUUUUGAAUAAUACUCCCAAUUUAUCCACAACAAUAUGGUAUGUUACAUGUCAACUUUUGAUUUAUCACAAACUCAACCAUUGCCAUGUCAUUGUGGAUAAAUUGUGAAUUCUAAAUUGUAAGUCUCACAUUUCUUUUGUACUGAAUCUUAUUAGUGGUUUUAACAAUAGCUCGUUUAGUACUUAAAAAGCUAA